Molecule: messenger RNA, 1409 nt
Organism: Hyalella azteca
Lineage: Eukaryota; Metazoa; Arthropoda; Malacostraca; Amphipoda; Hyalellidae
Product: RNA polymerase-associated protein LEO1
Exons: 3
Coding region: 54-1409 (451 amino acids)
Source: RefSeq, a predicted model, not a curated record
UGUAUCUCGAUUUGAUUUUCGGUGGAAAAGCACUGGAUUUUUUUUUGUGUGUCAUGGAGUGUAGAAUGCCAAUAAACAUACUUCUGGUGUGCAUCCUCCUUGGACUCGCCUGUCUGCAGGCUUCGAGCGCUCCAGUUCCCAGGUCGUCUGCAGCUCUGGAUCAGAAGGCAGGGUCUGCAAGUGAUGGAUCUGCCGCCAAGCCAUCGGUCUCCAUUACGGUCAAGAAUUCGACCAAAUUCGAUGCAAUGGCGCCGAGUCAGAGUCAACUUACGAAGCAAAGGACUCGAAAAUCAGCUUCUUCAUCUGGAGCCGACGUUGGAGGAAAUUUAAAAAAAGCGCCGUUCGAUGGGACAGUCCAUCAGAAGCCCAAGAAAGUGAUGAAGGACGUGACUGAAGCUCCCGUCUUGAAGUUGGUUUUACCCACAGACUCUCCGGCGACCAGUGGGGAGCGGAAGCCCUCACGGAGGAAGAGGUCUGCCCAGACCAUAAAUGACGCCUCACAGGAAGAUGCCUCCAGCGCACCCGAACUUGAUCUGAAUCUUAAGAAGUCGAAUGCGACGCCGAUACCCAAAAAGCAACUCGUCGAAAAGGCGAAACGCAGUGCGGGCGCUCAGGCUGGAUUGAAAGAGGUCGAUCAUGUCGGCAGUCCGAGUUCAAAGACUCGUAUUCUUACCGGUCCACAGACUGAUGAAAAUCGCAAGCUACGAAGAAACGUAAAGCAAAUAAACUCAGAACUUCCAGUAGAAUUGAAAGUAAAAAAUGAUAGUAAAUUUGGUAAAAAUGCCAUUGCAAGUAAUGAGGAGGGUCGAACUGAAAAGGCUAAAAGUGAUGAUUUCGAAAUUGGUGACGGUUGGGGUGACGGCGCGAAAAUAAAAUUGAAAAAGAUUUCUUCCGCAGGAAAAAGUACAGAUCUGCCGAACGACUUAAGAAGAGACCAAAAGUCGAAUAAAAAAGUUAUUUCACAGUAUGAUAAUCCGAUGACGGAGAUUGUUGAAGAAGACGAAGAAGAUGAACAACAUGACGAUGAGGAACCAAGAGAAGAAGAAAAUGUCGACAACGACGAAGAAGAAACUGAUGACACCAACGAUGAUGAAGGAAAUGAACGCACAAACAAUGAUGAAGAAGAAAAUGACGCUAUCGACGAAGAAAAAUAUGAAGUCGGUGACUAUCAAGACGAAAAUUUCGUCAUACAUGAUGACCAAUACGAUGCCGAUGAAUCAGAAGAAGGAAAAAUUAUUGAUGAAGUUGGAGCAAUGGAGAAUGAAGGAGAUGCCGAGGAUGAGGCCGAAAGUGAAACGGAGACGAAACCUAAUAAAGAUGAACAUGCCGUUCAAGAUGAGUCAGCUGGCGAAAAAAUUCAGGUAAUUCUAAAAGAAAAUAAAACAACUUGGCACAUCGAGGGCUCAUAG